Messenger RNA from Impatiens glandulifera, 893 nucleotides. RefSeq names its product nudix hydrolase 18, mitochondrial-like. Gene Ontology annotation, molecular function: pyrophosphatase activity. The transcript is spliced from 5 exons. Gene Ontology annotation, cellular component: cytoplasm; nucleus. NCBI's taxonomy places the organism in Eukaryota, Viridiplantae, Streptophyta, Magnoliopsida, Ericales, Balsaminaceae. Bases 134 to 799 code for a protein of 221 amino acids. The record is from RefSeq and is a predicted model, not a curated record.
AUAAUAACAAUCCCCCCUCUUUCAAUCUUUUAAUUUCAUCACUUCCUAAAAAGAAAAACUCAUUUCAAGUUCGUAGGCCUUCAACUCUCUUCGGCGAAAAUAUUCGAAAAUAUUCGUAAUCGAGUUUAAAAAAAUGAUUUCCAUAGCUGCUUCCCGCACCGGCAGACAUCUCCAACGUUAUAUCGACGGUUGUCGUCAAGUUGUCGGAUGUAUUCCUUACAGAUUCAGGAAAAAGAAUCAAUCUUUUUAUGGAUCUUCAAUUGGAGAAGAAGAUAUUGAAGUUCUUCUUGUUAGUUCUCAAAAGGGUCAAGCUUGGUUAUUCCCCAAGGGUGGAUGGGAGAAUGAUGAAAGUAUAGAAAUUGCUGCCCGGAGAGAGACUUUAGAGGAAGCUGGAGUGGUUGGAGAUGUUAAAAGUGAAUUGGGAAGAUGGAGAUAUAAGAGUAAAAGUCAAGAGAUAUUUCAUGAUGGAUAUAUGUUUUCUCUUUUAGUUAAAGAACAACUUGAAGUUUGGCCUGAGAAAGAUGCCCGGAGAAGAGUAUGGAUGACUAUGAAUGAAGCUAGAGAAAGAUGUCCUCAUUCAUGGAUGAGAGAAGCUCUUGAUGUGUUUGAGCUUCAACUCAUUCAUUUACGCCAACAAGAACACGAUGAAAAUGACGACGAUGAUGACGACGUCGACGACGAUGACAAAAAAGAAGAUGGAUCGAAUUGCGCUAUGGAGUUCUUGAUGUCGGAAGAACAAAGAGCUUCGAGAAAGAAAGGGGGAGAUGAUUUAAUUAUGUGUUAUAACUUUGUGUGUUGAUUUCGAAAUAAUCGUGGCUAAUAAGGAAUUAGUUAGGAUUUAAAGAAUGUAAAUCCUAGAAUUUGAAUAUAGUUAGUUCAUGAUCAUUUAUCAU